AGGAGGGGGAGAAGGGGGAGGAGGACUGCAUAGUGAAAGCCUACAGCCACUUUCCCGCCCCUCCUCUCUCCUCUGACACACUCACGGGCUCCUCAGGGAGGAUUCACCACUGCACAAGCUGAGAGCUCGAGCAGCCGCAGGAGAGGCAAAGAGAGAGAGGGAGCCCUGGGGAGGGAGCGGGACAAGGCGACUAGAGCAGCAGCAGCAACAGCUGCGGCACUACGAACAGAGGGUGGGAGUUCCCUCAGCUUCGGAACGGUUUUGUUUUUGAACCUGAAGUGGACCAUGCUUUCGGCACAUCCCAACUGACAUCGGGCCUGUGUUCCACAAUCAGUCUGCAUCUUCUCACCUGCCAAGGGUCAACAGAAGAUGGAAGACUCCAACAGGGAUAGGACAUCCUUAGUAAAAGGUGCUAAGGACAUUGCCAAGGAGGUGAAGAAACAAACCGUGAAAAAGGUGAAUCAAGCAGUGGACCGGGCCCAGGAUGGCUACACACAGAGGUCCUACAGCCGCUUCCAAGAUGAAGAAGAUGAUGAUGAUUACCCAGCAGGAGAAAUUUAUGAUGGGGAAGCCAAUGAUGAUGAAGGGUCAAGUGAAGCAACAGAAGGUCAUGAUGAAGAUGAUGAAAUUUAUGAAGGCGAAUAUCAGGGCAUUCCCAAUCUAAACCAAGGGAAAGACAGCAUCGUGUCUAUAGGGCAGCCCAAAGGUGACGAGUAUAAGGACCGUAGUGAAUUGGAGUCAGAAAGGAAGGCUGAUGAGGAAGAAUUAGCCCAGCAGUAUGAGCUGAUCAUUCAAGAAUGUGGCCAUGGACGUUUUCAAUGGGCCCUUUUCUUUGUCCUGGGGAUGGCACUCAUGGCAGAUGGCGUGGAAGUAUUUGUGGUGGGCUUUGUACUGCCAAGUGCUGAGACAGACAUGUGCAUACCAAAUUCUGGAUCUGGAUGGCUAGGCAGCAUAGUAUACCUCGGGAUGAUGGUGGGGUCAUUCUUCUGGGGCGGAUUGGCAGACAAAGUGGGAAGGAGACAAUCUCUUCUGAUUUGCAUGUCUGUCAAUGGAUUCUUUGCCUUCCUUUCAUCAUUUGUCCAGGGUUAUGGCUUCUUUCUCUUCUGUCGCUUACUUUCUGGAUUUGGAAUCGGAGGUGCUGUGCCAACCGUCUUUUCCUAUUUUGCUGAAGUACUUGCCCGAGAGAAACGGGGGGAACACCUGAGCUGGCUCUGCAUGUUCUGGAUGAUUGGGGGCAUCUAUGCCUCAGCCAUGGCUUGGGCCAUUAUCCCUCACUAUGGAUGGAGCUUCAGCAUGGGUUCUGCCUAUCAGUUUCACAGCUGGCGGGUGUUUGUGAUCGUCUGCGCUCUCCCUUGUGUCUCCUCUGUGGUGGCCCUCACUUUCAUGCCAGAAAGUCCCAGGUUCUUGUUGGAGGUUGGGAAACAUGAUGAAGCUUGGAUGAUUUUGAAGCAAAUUCAUGACACUAAUAUGAGGGCACGUGGACAGCCUGAGAAAGUCUUCACUGUGAACAGAAUCAAAACUCCAAAGCAGAUUGAUGAAUUGAUUGAAAUUGAGAGUGACACAGGGACCUGGUACAAGAGGUGUUUUGUUCGAAUCCGCACUGAAUUGUAUGGAAUCUGGUUGACUUUUAUGAGAUGCUUUAACUAUCCAGUUAAGGAGAACACCCUGAAGCUGACAGCAGUUUGGUUCACCUUGUCGUUUGGGUACUAUGGAUUGUCUGUCUGGUUCCCUGAUGUUAUUAAGCAUCUGCAGUCUGAUGAAUAUGCAGCCCAAGUGAGAAAUAUUGGCAGAGAAAAAGUGGCCAAUUUUACUCUCAACUUCACCUUGGAAAAUCAGAUCCACACCAAUAUAGAAUACGACAAUGGCAGGUUCAUGGGAAUGAAGUUCAAAUCUGUAACUUUUAAAGACUCCAUUUUUAAGAGCUGUACCUUUGAGGACGUGGCCUCCCUGAACACCUACUUCAGGAACUGUACAUUUAUUGACACAGUUUUUGACAACACAGAUUUUGAGCCAUAUAAAUUCAUUGACAGCGAAUUUAAAAACUGCACAUUCAUGCACAAUAAAACUGGAUGUCAGAUCAGCUUUGAUGAUGACUAUAGCGCCUACUGGAUUUACUUUGUUAAUUUCCUGGGUACACUGGCAGUGUUGCCAGGGAACAUUGUAUCUGCACUGCUGAUGGACAGGAUUGGACGCUUAACCAUGCUAGGUGGCUCUAUGGUACUUUCUGGGAUUAGCUGCUUUUUCCUUUGGUUUGGUACCAGUGAAUCCAUGAUGAUAGGAAUGCUGUGUCUCUAUAAUGGCCUGACCAUUUCUGCCUGGAACUCCCUGGAUGUGGUCACUGUGGAACUCUACCCAACAGACAGAAGGUCAACAGGUUUUGGCUUCUUGAAUGCUUUAUGCAAAGCAGCAGCUGUGCUUGGAAACUUAAUAUUCGGCUCCCUUGUUGGUAUCACCAAAUCCAUCCCUAUUCUACUAGCUUCUACUGUGCUUGUGUGUGGGGGACUGGUAGGACUCCGGCUGCCUGACACAAGAACCCAGGUUUUGAUGUAACUGGUGGGGAGGAAAAAGCCAUUUGUCAUUUUGUUUCUCUUUCUCUUUUCCAAGUGUCAAUUUUCUUGAUUGGUGCAAAGGCUUUAGAUAUUUCAUGCCAAGAAAGAUGGGUCAGAUAUUAUCAUAAUUCAACCUUUUGUGGUGACUAAUGCUUAGCUGUGUGAGUCCUUUCCCCAAAAACACAAUUUUUGCACAUGUUGCUUUGCUGUGCAUCAUUUCUUUCCAAAUUGUAAAGAAAGCUACCUCCUUCUAAAGCAGGAAAGAGGGAGACAAUGCAUGCUGAAGGUCCUCUCUUUUCAUCAACAGAGGCCUUUCUAAAAAUGGCACUAGGAUAGUCAGAAUAGCUUCAGAUUUUGCUGAGUCCAAUCUAGAAAAUUUAAAAGGGAGUAGUGAUGGUGUAAAUAAGUGCUAUUGUUAAUGUAACGAUAAGCAGGAUAUAUAGAUUGGAUUAUUACUACAUUCAUGCUGAGAAAAGAGAUUCUAUUUUUUUCCAACAGUAUGAUAUUUCCUGUUUACUUAGAAAAGAGCAACUUAUAAUUUGGGCUAUGACAACAAUGUCUUUCAAAGGAAACCAUGAAGUAUAGAGCAGAUGGGGUGGGGUACUUUCAGUUAAUGAGAGUAAAUGAGAAAAAUCAACAUGGGGCAGCAACUGACAGCAAAAUGUGUGGCAAGCAAUCUCUGCAAGAAAAGUCCAUAGAAGGACUCGUAUUCUGACUUCUGAGAGACGUGGGGAAAUGCUGGAAAGAUAGUAUAUGUGGGAAUGGUUUUUCUGAAUAUUUGAAAAUUAAAGGAAGACCCUCUGCCUGUAUGCAGCUGUCAUAGACAGAAAGGUUAAGGAAGGAAAUCUUAAAGUUGUCUGCUCCCUUUUCUGCCCAGUUUGUUCUACUGCUCUAUUCUUCCUCAGUAGAACAGUGAUGUCAGGUACAAUCAAUUAACUCAAUGUAUUUGAACCUUGCAAAUUAAUUUUGAUUCAAGAAAGAGAAAUUUAGUUGAAAAAAUAGUUUCUCCAUCUCAUUCGUUCUGAUGUCAAAGAGCAGAUGCAAUGGCUGUUGACUAAGUACUCAUAUGUGACUACUUCUGCUACUGCCCUGCAACAGAUCACUCAACUGGAAAAUAUUGUCUUGAAAUUUUCCCCCAAACAAUUUUUAGAUGAUUCCCCUUGGCAUUAUAGACAGUGUCUUGUUGGGGUUGCAAUGUUUGCCUUCAGCUUGUGUGUUAAUCAUAGCCAUACAUACCUUUACAGAAGGUGGCCAUGGGGUUAUACCACAGCAUCAGUUGGCUGCUCAAUUGUAAUUUUUCAUUGAAAAUUUGCUUGAGAAUAGGAAAGGAAGGGACAGCAAAGAAUUCCCAAGGGCCAGCUGUCAACCAGAUGACCCCCUCACCUUUCCCACAUGCCUCAGCCUUAGUCUUUUGCUAUGUGUAAAGACACAUCUUUCUUUGAAAUCUGAAGACUCUGCAUAUACUUGGAGUAAUAGCCCACAGAUAGCAGUAAAUCAUCUUUUGUGCCACACACACUGUCAGUUUAAACAAUAUAUGUUUUUGAGUUUGGUACAGCUCUUUAGAAGAUUAUAAAUGUUAGUUAUAAUGUGGAAAAACAUGUUCAAAAGCAUCGGGGCUCAGGAGCCUCCAGAAAGUGAGGACUAGCUCAAGAAGGCUCUAGCUUGAGACCAUCAUUUCCAAUAAUCAGUGAAAUAUAGUUUGUCCUUACAGGGGCAACUCUACCUCUCCCUGUCCCAUGACCACUGUGAUCUGGACCAUGCUCAGUUCAGAAUGUGCAUGAAAGCUUCUUUUAUUAACACAAACCCAGGACAUGGACUGUCCUUCCUUGUUGUUCAGUUCUAUAGCACUAGAAUGUCCUGCCUGUGGAAGGGCAGGAAGGGAAUGUGUCCAUAGGGAGAAAAUGUUCAGGGCCAGGCUUGUCAAGAAAACUAUAACAAGGGGAGAGAAUGGAGAAAAGCAGGAAGACUCUAGGAAUCAAGGAAACAGGAAAAAGGGGCCAAAAAAUGGAAAACUAAAGCAAAUAAACAAGAGAAUCUUCUAACUGUCACCAGGAGGAAAACAUUGGCCAAACUAAUAGUCUUACUCUUAUGUUCCUUUGAAAUUCACUCACUCACUUCUUCCUUCCUCCCUUUCACUGGUUUUUCCUUCUCUUUAAUGGAAACAUUUUCUCGAAAACCUUAGUAAACGUUUUAGGUUAAUGAGAAAUAUGUGAACAGCAAAAGUCAGUCAGUCAAUGAACAUCUACCACAUGCCAGGCACUAUGCUGAGUGCUAGGCAUAGAAAGAGAUACCCCCUCCCCGCAAAAUAGCUCUUGCUCUCAAGGUGCUCACAAGAGUAAUGUUCCUGAAUCCUAUGUAUUCCGUAUCAAUAAAUCCUACUUACUGAUUAGACAAAAGAAAAGUGCAUGAGCCUAUACAUCUUAUCACCUUUUGUGUGUCCUAGACACCUCUGAUGGUCUGGGGAAGCCCUUCUCGGAAUAAUAUUUUUGAUUGCAUAAAACAAAAUACAUAGGAUUAAAAAGGAAAACAAUUCUAUUGCAAUAGUUAUCAAAAUAGAAAAACAAGUUCCUCAGAACCCAGGUAAAGAAUCCCUUAUCUUGACCCCCAAAAAAACAUCAUUUUUCUUAAAACUUUACUGGACCCUCCUUUUCUAUGGUACCACGGCUCUUAUUUAUGCUGUGUCAGCAUGUAUGAUGCUUCUAAAGCUACAGUGGAGGGAUGUGGUUACAUUUUUUCAGAAUAAAUCAAGUCAGCAAAGCUGUAGAGAAAACUGAAAAUCUAAACACCACCCCCUUCACUGAAUCCAUCUCUUUCUUCUGCCAACUAGCAGGGUUCCAGGGAAUUCUACCUCAAGAAAUCCACUAAGGACCCUUUCUUGCCCCUUGCUCUAAAAUCUAAGCUUUUCCUAAAGGGAAGCAAUCUAAUGCCCCCUUUUACAAAUAACCAAUGCUCUUGUUACCAGUCCCUUACUAUUUCACCUAGGCUCCUCAUGACUGCUUUCCUCCUCCAGAGAUUCUCCCAAGAAGAGAUCAGGUUGUUUCCAAGGUAUGCUGCAAAACCUGUUUAGCUUGUUCUGGGCUUGAUAUUUAGCUGCAGAUUAAGAUAUAACCAUGAGAUAAGCAUGAACCAGUGAAUCUGUCCAGUCACUGGGUCACUCACUGACACAGGAAAGUGUAGGUGCAUGUCUUUUCAUCCAAAAUGAAGAAAAAUAAGAAGGAACUCAGAUAUGAAAGCCCAGAAGAAAAAGUCCCACAACUCCCACAUUUCCUUUUCCUUUCCUAUAUAUACCAAUGCUUCUGAAGCUUCCCCAGAAUCCAACCAGAAUUCUCCAUGUCCCGUCAGGGAAACAGAGCGCCUUCCCCAAAUACAAGUUCUGUUUGCCAAGAUGGGCUUCUCAUUAUUAUGUUUCAGUGACCAGAUUCAUAUUUAGCUUUAUUGCCUUACAUGCCAAGCACAGCAAGCAGGACUGAUCUCUAUUUAUCCUGCUGUCCCAAGAGCCAUCAUAGACAACUCCAUGAAGGGGAUCCUCUACCUAUUAAAAUGCAGCUGAAUUUGACUCCUUCAAUUCUGCACUAAUCAAGAGAUUGUAUUCUGGAGGAUUACCUACUGGUAGUAUUUCCACAAGCAUUUGGUACACCCAAUUUAUGAUUGGAAAUGUUAAGGAAUAGAAUAGAAUGAACAGAAAGAAGAUGAAUAGUUCAUUGGGAUACAACUGUGGAAAGUGUCAAAGGACAGAGCUGCAAUUUUGUUUACCCUGACAUCCUCUUUAAAAUAAAAAAUUCAACACUUCCCCUUAGAAGCAGAGUACUCACCUUUCCAGACUGAUAAUUUGUCAAAAGACUCACCAGUUUUAAAAAAUUCACAAUGGCCAUAUCUAUUGACUCUCCUGACCAUAUGUUUGUCCCACAACAUGUGCAUUUGAAAAGGCUCCUGGGUAGGUCUUUGCUGCCAGGAACACAAGGUUCUAGAGGAUUUUCUCUUAGUUGACAGUUGCACCACCACAAGUACACUAUAUCAAACUACAGUUCUGGUUCUUAUCAAAAAGAAUUUUGUUCUUCAUUCAUAGAAAGGAUAAAAGGGGAAAGGGGAAGCAGGAAGGGUGGUAUAGGGUCAGAAAUGCCAGUGCAAAAGAUAGCAGUGAAAAGAUGAAGUGUAUAAGGAAGGGACUUUUCUGAACUAUGGGAUUCAUUUAGGUAGUGUGCCAAGGGAAUACCAUCUGCUCCUUUCUACUAACCAAAAUAGAAUUGGAUAACUGCUAACCAAAAUAGAACUGGGUAUUUUCAACAUUUAUUCUUUUCGAUGAUAAAAAGGACUUAAUUAUGUCUUUCUUCAAUAAAAACACCUUACCUGUUCAUGAAUUAAAAUCUUUAGAUUUCAAGACAAAAAUGUUUGAUUUUAGUACUCACUUGGCAUCAUAAAAAGAAAGCCAGCUAGUCCUAAAAGGCCAGUUUGGCUGUAGGUCCAAAUUUCCUUUUUAUUUUUUUUUAAAUCCCUAUUCUACGCCAAACUCAUCUCAGUAACGGGGAGUGAGGGGGAUGGGGGGUUGGAACACCACUCAUGUUAAAACAACAAAAAGAAGUUUUACCAAUCUGCACCGUAAAGUACUCUGAAAUUAAACUUAAACUCACAUAGUUUUUUCUUCUUUCCGGCAAUGUAUGUUUUCUGUCAUGUUUCUGUCAUGUUAUUAAACAAGUUGAAUCUAUAUAGUGUGGGAACAAAAAUGUCAGUUUUUCCUGCAUGUAUUAUCUGUCCAUUUACUGUUUCCCUGUGUGUUUAUAGUCACUUUUGUACUGUUCUUGUCACAGCUGACACAUGGUUUAUGUCUGCUCUCCUCAACAAUCUUUGUCCAACCUCAAGAAAAAGCCAUUGCCAGAGUUUCCUAUAACUAACUGUUGACAUGAGCAAGAUCUCAUUCAUUUAUUAGUAACUUGCUUUUAUUGAAGAGUCCAGUCUUCAACAUGGCAGCCCACAUUGGGAAUAAAUAGGGUAAAGAAGAGAAGCCAGGUGGCUGGAGAGAUUCUCUAGCACUGGGACACUCACUGCAUUCUUCUCUGAAAGACAAUACAUUCUUUGCAUCCAUCACCUUUAAAGGAGGGAGAGGACACAGGGUUAGACAGUGUCUAUCAUUGAAAAGCAAAGAGCAAAACAUCACAUUGACCACAAAAGCAAUGAUUUUUUUUAAGGAGAGGAAGAAAGGAAUUUUGAGAUUAUAACCAGCAGCUGGACCUGGCCAGCCAGGCAGGAGCCCGGUACCAAUCCAUUCCCAAUAGAUAGAGCUGCCUCUUCACAAAAUAGCAUUGUCACACUGGGCAUCCUUGUAGAAGCUAUUCAGCCAGUAUUUGGGGAAAAAAAAGGAGGAAUUGACAAACCUGCUGUUCUUUUCAAUGUUAUCGUGGAAAGAAAUUUCACCAAGAGAUGUAUUAUUGUAAGGUACAAGAUGCAAAACAAAAGCAGCCAAGUUUUGAAAAAGAAAUUAUUUAAUUUUUUAAAAAUAAGAAAUGCUAUUUGAAAUUGUUCCUGUCUAUUUUCAGGAACCUUUUUCUAAGGCCUCUAUCUAAAAUUUGUUGGAAACUCUUUUCCUAACCCAGCAGCCUUGAAAUCUUCACUCUGGAAAGCAUAGACAACAAAUCCCAUUACUCCUCAUAUUCCCCUUGAAUUGGCCUACUGGGAGUAAUUUUUCCCUUCUGAUUUCAAAGAUUUCCCUACCAAAGGCUUCCCUUAUUCUUUCUUUCCCUUUCUCUCUAUCUCUCCUUCAAAGUUAAGAUAAAGCAAUCUGGGCCUUCCCCCCCAGGGCAUUAUGACUUAUAGAGCAUAUUUUAUAAUAGGCACAUAGAAACAACAGAGCUUAGCACCUAGUGAGUAAGAAUAAUUAGUUGAAAGAGGUAGCUAUUAAAUGUACCCACAUCUGAGCCACAACAGUUACUGAUUCCUCUUCCUGGCUCAAUGGAACUGAUCCUGAUUACUUCUUGUAUUAUUUUCACAUGAUGAGUUACAAAGCUACUUACCUUAAGUGAGCUGCUUGGCCCAGGCACUAAGAUUGGUACUUAUAACUCUACUGUCCUUUCUUCCUACUUACCUACUUUUUCACUCUCCUUUUCCUCACCUUAAAUUGUUCUCAUCCUUGUUUCCUCCUCCACUACUUGUGCCUUAGAAGAGCUCAGAAGCAUAGCUUGAUCACACAGUGAUCCUCAGAGCUAAAGAAGCUGUUAAUCUCUCUUCUGGCAACAUGAGGAUAGAUAACAUGUGGAUGGUGACUGUAAAAUAUAUUAGUUGUGAAUACAUUGCCUAAUGCAGAGCUGAUAUUCAACAGGCCCUCAAUGCCUCUGACAUACAAUGAUGAAAAUGAUAUUGAAGCAUGCCUUUGGCAAGAGUUUCCAGUUGCUGAGGAGUCAUAUACAAUAGCCUGAAGUCUCUCUUGUCUCAAAUUCCUAAAUCAAGACCCACACAUAUAAUAAUAUAUUUAAAAAUAAUCACAUACAUUUUCUGGAUUUGUGAAACAUUGAAAGUUCUAGUGCCUUCCUUCCAACCCAAAUGCUAAAAUUACAAUGGUUGCUUUUUGCCCCACCCCCACCCCUUCUUCCCUUAUAGAAAGUAACCCUCUGUCCAUAUUCCUUCCUCAUCUUCCAAUCAGGUUGAGUUUAACUAAUGCCCACCUUGACAAUAUGGCAAAAUCCUUGACUUUAAUGUAACACUAUUAAGAAAGUUUGGGGAACAGGAAUGAGCUCUCUUGGUGAAGUUGUUGCAGGGGGUCCACCAGGUGAAAAUAUUUUUAUAAUAAUACUAAGACAUUUUAGUUUCUAAUUAGGUAAGUAACAUAUAUAACCCACAUAAGCAAAAGCACUGGGGGCGGGGGCGCCACGGGCAAGGUGUCCUUAAUAAUUUUUAAGAAUGUAAAAGGGUCCUAAAACCAAAAAGGUUGAGAACUGCUGCCUUAGAUGAUGUUUGGCUGCUUAUCAUGCCCAAAAUGUGAUUGUGACUGCCAUAUUGGUCUUGUAGAAACCAAGGCAGUGAAGAGAAAUGGGAGAGGUAUUCUCUGUGCCCCACUCUCAUGGAAAUUUGCAGGGGGCUUUCCACCCUGAGUUUAUGGGAGUUUAUCCUCCAGCCCACAUAGUAGUAAAUCAAGCUCCUUAUUCAUUACAUUUGCUUCACCCUCAAAGGGAGAAAUUCUGACAAAUCAGAAGGGAUGCCAAAUACCCUAUUAUUAGAUGCAAAGUAAAUAAAACCAACAGAGUUCCCUUUCCAUUUACAUGACAUCCUUCUCCAGCCCCACACAUACACAGGUAGAAAGCCCUAGGCUGAAAUCCCCACCCCCACCUGCCUUUGAAGUUUACCAGUCAUGCCUAGGUGCUGGUUGACAUAUUGUUCUAAUUUCCUCUCCACCACAAUUGUUAUAAAUUUAUGGUGCCUAAUCUGUAUACUAAAUCAAAAAGAUUAAAGGGUAAAGAAGUGUUCUUUCUUGAUUUAUGCCCUCCCCACAUUCAAAAAAUCAUCGUGCAUCCUUAGUUCUGACCUGGAGACAUACUGUCCAGGUCUCAUGUCUCCUGCUCUUUGCUCAUGUGUACAUAAUGUAUAUACAGCACUAAGCUAUUUUUUAAGUUAGAGUUCCAUUUUGGAUCCACUUUCAGAUCAAUUCUUUUGCAAAGAGAUCUUGGCAAUGGUCUUGCCCUUGUUUUUGAUUUCUAUAUUUCCUGCUCUGUGUGCUCUCCUGUCAUGUGGGUCCCAGUCACCACUAUUGUAUAUAUGUGUUUGCAUGUGCGUACCCCCAAUAAAUCCUCACUUGCAGGUUUCUGGAUUUUUUCAUCCUAAGUCCAGCUGGUCCAGUUGUGAACUCAUCCCUCUGGAAUGCACCUCUGUAUCAGAUUGCUGACCGCCAAAAUGUUUGACCACGUGUGUUUUUACCAAAAGCCUUGGAGAAAGUUGUCUGUAUCUUGGUGGAAGGGCAUGCUCUGUGUAGAAUGACUGUAUGUACAGUAUAAAUCUAUCAACUGUGGAAGUGUAUGUAAAUUUAUCUGCCAGAUACCUGACAUUCAUGUAACAAAUGCAAAGAUAUUUAAUGUACAUCAGAUUAAUAAAUGGGCAUUUUUUUUGCUCCAUUAUAUUCAAAUAAAGAAUUUUUCUUC
Dromiciops gliroides (monito del monte) is the source of this 10669-nucleotide messenger RNA. RefSeq names its product synaptic vesicle glycoprotein 2C (gene SV2C). Lineage: Eukaryota; Metazoa; Chordata; Mammalia; Microbiotheria; Microbiotheriidae. The record is from RefSeq and is a predicted model, not a curated record. Gene Ontology annotation, biological process: chemical synaptic transmission; transmembrane transport. Gene Ontology annotation, molecular function: transmembrane transporter activity. The transcript is spliced from 13 exons. Bases 370 to 2550 code for a protein of 726 amino acids. Gene Ontology annotation, cellular component: membrane.